Dipodomys ordii (Ord's kangaroo rat) is the source of this 1868-nucleotide messenger RNA. It is a transcript of the gene Mrs2, whose product is annotated as MRS2 magnesium transporter. The coding region runs from base 82 to 1386 and encodes 434 amino acids. The transcript is spliced from 12 exons. Gene Ontology annotation, cellular component: mitochondrial inner membrane. The record is from RefSeq and is a predicted model, not a curated record. Gene Ontology annotation, molecular function: magnesium ion transmembrane transporter activity. Gene Ontology annotation, biological process: mitochondrial magnesium ion transmembrane transport. Lineage: Eukaryota; Metazoa; Chordata; Mammalia; Rodentia; Heteromyidae.
CUGGCCGGGUGCCGGCUGAGGAGCCACGGUCCGGCAUGAGGGGCUGGGGUCUGGCUGCCCCCUCCUUGUCGCUGCAGCUCCAUGGGAUGCCUGCGGAGCCUCACUGGGCUCUGCGUGGCCGGGCUCCUGCCCCGCGCGGCGGGGUUGCCCCGGAGGACCCUGUGUGCCCUGGCCUUGGGUUUGACCCCAGUGGCUCGCCCUGCUGCCGUCUGUGGCCGCGCCAGCCACCUACAAAGACUUACAGGUGAAGUGCAUCGGUUUAGAACAUCUGAUGUCUCUCAAGCCACAUUAGCCAGUGUAGCCCAGGUAUUUACCGUGACAAAAUUUGACACAGAAGGAAAUGUUUCUUCUUUUGAAAAGAAGAAAACAGAAUUAUACCAGGAGUUAGGUCUUCAAGCCAGAGAUUUGAGGUUUCAGCAUGUGAUGAGCAUUACCACCAGAAACAACAGGAUCAUCAUGAGAAUGGAGUAUUUGAAAGCUGUGGUAACUCCGGAGUGUCUUCUGAUACUAGAUUAUCGGAAUUUAAACUUGGAGCGAUGGCUGUUCCGAGAACUCCCGUCGCAGCUGGCUGGAGAGGGUCAGCUUGUCACAUACCCUUUACCUUUUGAGUUCCGAGCUAUAGAAGCACUCCUGCAGUAUUGGAUCAAUACUCUUCAAGAGAAACUUAGCAUUUUGCAGCCACUCAUCCUUGAGACACUAGACGCUUUAGUGGAUCCCAAGCAUUCUUCUGUAGACAGAAGCAAAUUACACAUCCUACUACAGAAUGGCAAAAGUCUGUCAGAGUUAGAAACAGAUAUUAAAAUUUUCAAAGAGUCAAUUUUGGAGAUCUUGGAUGAUGAGGAGUUGCUAGAAGAGCUUUGUCUGACCAAGUGGAGUGACCCACACGUCUUUGAGAAGAGCAGUACUGGGAUUGACCAUGCAGAAGAAAUGGAAUUGCUCCUCGAAAACUACUACCGAUUGGCUGAAGAUCUUUCUAAUGAAGCUCGUGAACUUAGGGUACUAAUUGAUGACUCGCAGAGUAUUAUCUUCAUCAAUCUAGAUAGUCACCGGAAUGUGAUGAUGAGGUUAAAUCUACAGCUGACCAUGGGAACCUUCUCGCUCUCUCUCUUUGGACUAAUGGGCGUUGCUUUUGGAAUGAAUUUGGAAUCUUCUCUUGAAGAGGACCAUCGAGUGUUCUGGCUGAUUACAGGAAUUAUGUUUAUGGGAAGUGGCCUCAUCUGGAGGCGUUUGCUUUCAUUCCUUGGAAGACAACUAGAAGCCCCAUUGCCUCAUAAGAUGGCCUCUAUACCUAAAAAGGCCCUUCUGGCAGAUAGAAGGAUGGAUGUGAAGAGCAGCCUGAGACCAGAUGGACUUGGACCGAACAGGACUGUCCUAACAAACCGCUAACAUCCACCUGGGGGGUAGUCUAUAUUUUUUUAUACUUCUGAUAAUUUAUUUUCUUUUAUAGAGUCAUAUGCUCAAAAAAAGAUUCAUAUGUAAAAUGUCUGAUUAUAAAAAAUAGAGCAUUCUUAAUAAUAGAACUCGAUUGCAUUUCCAGAAUAUUAAGCAAGGUGCUUUCUUUGUAAAAGGCCAAAAUUCUAUUUCCUAGAAACUUAAAUACUGUUUUAUAGGCAUGCUAUGAAACAGACUAAUUUCAGGGUGACCGUUAGAUAGACUUUAUAUCUUAAUUUAAGUGCAGUUUUCUGCCAAAUGAAGCCAAGGAACUUGAAGCCACGGUCAUUGAGAUCAGGUAACCACAGUUCUUAAGUACAGGGAAUUAGGUUCAUCCAAGCUCAUAGUACUAGAAAGCUGGCAUAUGCCAGGUGCCAGUGGCUCAUGCCUGUAAUCCUACCUACUCAGGAGGCUGAGAUCUGACGAUCACAGUUCAA